Messenger RNA from Oldenlandia corymbosa var. corymbosa, 5730 nucleotides. The record is from the annotation of a GenBank genome assembly. Lineage: Eukaryota; Viridiplantae; Streptophyta; Magnoliopsida; Gentianales; Rubiaceae.
AUGUCGAAAGACGACUCGUUUUUUCCUCCGACUACUUCCUUGCGCAUUAUCAGUCCAUCAUCCGCCAACGGAAGUAAGGAAUCCCUCCAUGGUUCUUCUUCUCCAUCGGAGAAUUUUUCAAAUUACGAAACGGGUUAUCCUCUUCUGUCUCCGUGGAGGACCCCGCUGAUUUCAAUUCCAGAUCCAUCUCAGAUCCAAUCUCCGACAUCGAAGGAGAAGAAUGCCGCAGCUCCGUCGCUGCAAUCAGAUACUCAACAAUUCAGCACUCAGCAUAAUAAUCACGCCAAAUGGGGUAGGGUUUGCAAUAAGGUCAAUUAUCCAGCGGAGCCAACUAAUUCAGCUCAGAGUACUCCGGCCAAGAGCCAUAGGUUUUCCAGUGUGGGCGGACGGAGCAGCUUUUCCAAGUCACGGGGAGUCUUGCAGCAAAUUGCUAACGCUGAGACAGCUGUCGAUGUUCCACAUUUCGAGCUGGUGCAGGAUCCUUCCUUUUGGAAAGACCACAACGUGCAGGUUUUGAUUCGUAUAAGACCAUUGAAUAACAUAGAAAAGGUCUCACAAGGAUAUGGAAGAUGUUUGAGGCAAGAGAAUGCUAAAACCUUGGUAUGGCUUGGCCACCCAGAGACACGAUUCACCUUCGACCAUAUUGCUUGUGAAACUAUUUCUCAGGAAAAUCUUUUUGCUGUUGCGGGGUUGCCAAUGGUUGAAAAUUGUAUGUCUGGAUACAAUAGCUGCAUGUUUGCGUAUGGCCAGACUGGUAGCGGGAAGACAUACACAAUGAUGGGUGAUAUAGGCCAUACAAUACAGAGUGGGAAUCUCAAUGAGGACUACGGGAUAACCCCCCGCAUAUUCGAACACUUGUUUUCCAGAAUUAGAGAGGAGGAGUACAAGGGAAGGAAUGAGGGGCUAAAGUAUAGCUGCAAAUGUUCUUUUCUGGAGAUAUACAACGAGCAGAUCACUGACCUUCUUGAGCCUUCAUCCAAUAAUCUUCAACUCAGAGAAGAUUCAAAGAAAGGUGUGUACGUUGAGAAUCUGACCGAGUACAAUGUCUGUACAGUUGAUGAUGUUCUGAAGCUUCUUUUACAGGGUUCUGCAAACAGAAAAAUGGCCGCAACUUAUAUGAACAGCGAAAGCAGUAGAUCCCAUAGUGUUUUUACUUGCGUCAUUGAGAGUUGUUGGGAGAAAGACUCCAUGACACACCUUAGGUUUGGGAGGUUGAAUUUGGUUGAUCUAGCUGGUUCUGAGAGGCAGAAGAGCUCAGGGGCUGAAGGAGACCGUUUGAAAGAAGCAGCAAAUAUAAACAGAUCAUUGUCGACUCUUGGAUUGGUUAUAAUGUCUCUGGUGGAUUUAGCGCAAGGGAGACACAGACAUGUACCUUACAGAGACUCUAGACUAACCUUUCUUCUCCAGGAUUCACUAGGUGGCAACUCUAAAACAACUAUUAUUGCGAACAUCAGCCCAUCUCUUUGCUCAGCAAAUGAGACCUUGAGCACCUUAAAAUUUGCCCAACGUGCCAAACUCAUUCAGAAUAAUGCUAAGGUUAACGAAGAUGCUUCUGGUGAUGUUAUGGCAUUGCAACAGCAAAUCCAAGAACUGAAGGUUAAAGUUGCUCAUCGCAGAGACGAUUCAAUAGCUGAAUUGGUGCCUGAUAUCCCAUCAGAAGGAGGUAGUAAUGAUAUUCAAAAGGAGCUCAUUCAUGCAAGGUCUUUGAUUGAAGCUAUGGAAACGAAACAAAUCACCUUGAUUAAGGAGCUCGAAUUGCUUCAAAAAGAGAACUAUAACUUGAGGGAAUUAUUGCUCCAGGACCAGGCAAAGAGAAACAAGCUUAGUGAGAAUCACACCAGUGAACUGGUUUUGCAAUCUAAGCUAGAGAAACUGUCUCAAGAUCUUACCAUGGCUCAGCUACUUAAUAGCAAAUAUCAAGAGGAUCACGCUAUGGAAUUGCUCCAAAACCAGCAAAAUCAAUUAGUCCAGGCAGAAGUUGAGAUGGAGACAACUAAAACAAUUCUGCACUUGCAGAAUGAGAUUGCAUUGCUGCAUUCUGAACUACAAGGGAGAUUGCGCUUGCUGGAAGUUGAAAACGGAAGUCUAAGAAAUUGCUUGGCAGCAAAAGAAAGUGAACUAGACACAUUAUGUUCUGAUUGGGAAAGGGCAACCAUUGAACUAACAACCUUUUUAUUGGACGGUUCAAAAUCGCUUAAAGAUGCAUCUUCGCAGGUCGAGACCAUUACUAGUUUAUUUCCUUGUGAUAAUAUACAGAUCAGUGAACAAGUUGAGAGAAUUGCGAAGUUGUGCAUUGAUAAAGAUGAAAGUAUCCUUCUGUUGAAGAGCAGUUUGGAAGAUGCACAGAGGACGGUAUUGGAAAUGGAGCAGAAAUUGAAUUCUUUGCGAGGUGCAACAAUUGCUUUGACUGAGGUUCAGAAGAAGAAGAUUGGCUAUGAAAGGCAUGCUGGAGAUAAUUUCUCAGAGCAGGGAGGAGAUCCAAAUAAACAGGGUAGUAUGGUUCUUGGGGAGCAUGUUGACAAUUCACCUCUGGCUGAUGAAAAUGCGGAUAUUGAGUUAGCAUGCUUGGAACUUCUGGAAGCUAUAUUAUGUCAUCCUGAAGCAGAAAGCCUAUUUGUAUCGGUUCGUUCAAUUGUGCCCGAAACAAUUUCUUCAUCCUAUGGGUCGGUUCAUGAUCUUGUGAAUGGUAUCCAUGAAAUAAGAAAAAGGUUUCUCAACCUAAAAGCAAACUAUGGAAGCUUUUUCCAGUGUCAGACAGCCAGAAAUAAUCCAUUAGUUCAUUCGUGUAGGUUUUUUAGGGGUGAGGAGAAUGAGGAGCUUGCAUUGGAUCAAAUAAGAGAUGAACUCAAGAAAGUUAAUGAGAGACUGGAUUCAAUGAUCAUGUACAUUUCUGGUGUAACGAAGGUUAAUGCUGGAGAAUCGGAUGGAUGGACUAGUGAUUUUUCAACAUCAAGUUAUGAUUCUUCAAUUGACAUUGCUGCAAGGUCACAGCAACUCGUAUCAUUUGCAUCUGAUGGAAAAACAGUUGACCAGGAGUUUGCAGAGAGUUCUUUUCAUUCUUCUGAAUAUCAGAAAGUGGAACAUUCACAAAUGCCAAUCCAAAACAUGAGCUCUGAUGGAACACUGCUAUGUUAUCUUAGGGAGGAAUUCAGAGAAAUGUGUAAUGCUUUUGGGAAAAUAAAUGCUCAGUUUACUGCAAUUUCCCAUUCAAAAUGUGUUAGCAAUGGCAACAAUAUUAUUGAUAAAAAUCACGGGGUAAUGCAGAUAACAAAUGGCCACCGUGAUAUAAAGGCUGACAGCUUCUUUACCAAAUUUGAGGAAGUUCAAGGAACCAUGGAGGAAGCCGAUUGUAUGUUGAACACAUUGCUGCAGUCAAAUGAAGAUGCAAAGAAGUUGUCUUCUAUUUGGAACCAGGCUAAUAGUGAUUUAGCAUUGCAGAAAAGUAACUUAAUUGGAGAGAUCACCCAACAAAGUUCCUCUAUUUAUAUGCAGGAGGACUCAAAUGAACUUCUGCAGGACCAAAUGCAUUUCAUGCUGAAAGAAAUAGCUACUCUGAUGUCUCUCUUAGAUAGUUCAUUUCAGCAGUACGUGGAAGAUCUUUGCAAUACAACAUAUUCUGACGCCAUUCUAACAGUGAAGGAGACACUGAACAACAUUUCCAGUUUAAGAUCAAGAGUGGAAGACAUUUCAUCGCUGGUAAAAGAGAAUGGAAUUGUUUAUUUUUUGCCUAAUCGCUACUACUUAAGAGAAUCUAAUGAAGUAAGCCAACUAGACAGAAAUUUGGAUGUUUUGGUCUCCUCACUUGAUGUUGAAGAAGAAGUUGCUGUGUUGCAUAGUGAGAGCAGGGAAAAGGGGGCAGAGGUUGCUAAGGAAGAAUGUUGGAUUGAAAAAUGCGGAAGAUCAGCAGCAAAACCAAAGGAUGGUGUGGUUCAUGAUGACAUGAUAAUGGAGAAUUUGAAACUAAAGAGAGCAUUGGAGCAUAAAGAGGCUCUAUUAAAAGGUUUGCUUUUCGAUUUUAGCUUGUUGCAAGAAUCAACUAGCAGGAGAAAAGAUGCCAAGGAUGAUGCAGUGAAGAUGUACGUGACAUUGAUACAAGUUCAGAAGGAACUAAAGAUGAAAACAGACGAGCUUGAUAACGUGCGUACUCAGUGUGCCAUGCUUGAAGGCUGUUUGACUGAGACUGAGAAGUCUCUCUCUGCCACAAAUUUUGAUUUAGAGCAGGUCAGAGGCGAAUUGGAUGUCUUGUCUGACAGGAAUGCUGAGUUGAGAAAGCUUGUGAAAGAUCUUUACCAAAAGAAAUCAGAAGCCGAGCAGCAAUUACAAGAACAAACGGAUACUAUCAAAGACUUGGCAAAUGAAAUUCUUCGGAUGGCUUCUUCAGCCGAGGAAAGUUUGGCCUUGUCAGUGAAAGACAUCAAAGAUGAUGUGGCAAGGGUGACGAUGGAGAGAGAUUCACUUCUUGACCAACUUCAAGCCUUAAAAGAUAAGCUUGAUUUUGUGUAUGCAUUGACAGAUGAGAAGGAUGCCAUUAUCUCAGAAGCUCGCCAGGAGUCAGGAGCUAGUAAAGAAUAUGCCGAGCAAAAGGAAGAGGAAGUAAAGAUUUUAGAACGAUCAGUGGAGGAACUUGAAAGUACCAUCAAUGUUCUGGAAAAAAAGGUGUAUGAAAUGGAAAAAGAGGUUGAAAGACACCGUGAAAUAAAAAUUUCCUCAGAAGUGGAACUUCGUGAUAUGAGAGAGAGAUUACUGAUGGUUGAGAACAUGACUGAAAAUAUAGAUUCCCAUAGCUCAAGCGGGGAACUGUUCGAGAACAAAACUUUGAGGAAAUUGCACGAAGUAUCCAUGGAACUUUGUAAGGCACAUAAUCAAAUAAAUAUUCUCGAAAAAGAGAAGGAAAAACUAGUUAAAGAGAUCAAGCAAUAUCAAGAGUAUGUCACUGAACUAAUUAUGCAUGCUGAAGCACAGGCAUCACAGUAUCAACGGAAGUACAAGAACCUAGAGUUAAUGGUGAAUGAAGUUACAACAGAUUCAUUCAAAGUAGUAACCGGAGCAGCAAUGACAGAGAAAUUGGAGAAAACUUCGGCAAAAUCAAGAGGUUCAAGUUCACCAUUUAGAUGCAUUUCUAAUUUGGUUCAACACAUGAAUUUGGAGAAAGACCAGGAGUUGUCAGCUGCCAAGCUACGGAUAGAAGAACUCGAGGCAUUGGUGGGUAGCAAGCAGAAAGAUGUAUGUUUGCUAAACACUAGGCUGGCUUCAGUAGAAAGCAUGACUCAUGAUGUUAUCCGGGACUUACUAGGUGUCAAACUUGACAUAACUAACUACUCGGAUUUGAUUUCUGAAAAUCAAUUGCAAAAGUUAGUAGAGGACGCUUUGCAGCAGGCGCAACAACACAAAGCCAUGGCAAAAGAAAUACUGAAGCUUCAAAUGCAAAUAAGUGAUCUAGUUGAGGAAAAAGAAAGUUGCAUAUUGGAAGUGAAUAGAAGAGAGGCAGAUCUACUUGCCACUCGUGUAACCCUAGAGCAAAUACGCGAGAGAGAUCAAUUGCUGAUUGCACAAAAUGAGAUGUUGAAGGCAGACAAAACCAACUUACAGAGGAAGGUAGCCGAGCUGGAUGAUAUGGUGAAGAAACUUUUCGGAACAACACGAAGUUUCGAGCUACCAGAAAUGCAGGAAUCGCAGCAUAACAUGACAAGGAGAAGGGACAGUAGCCUUGGCAGGAACAGGACAAAGUAG